Messenger RNA from Centropristis striata (black sea bass), 2118 nucleotides. RefSeq names its product 5-hydroxytryptamine receptor 3A-like. Gene Ontology annotation, cellular component: membrane; neuron projection; synapse. Gene Ontology annotation, molecular function: transmembrane signaling receptor activity; extracellular ligand-gated monoatomic ion channel activity; neurotransmitter receptor activity. Gene Ontology annotation, biological process: regulation of membrane potential; chemical synaptic transmission; nervous system process. The record is from RefSeq and is a predicted model, not a curated record. The transcript has 15 exons. NCBI's taxonomy places the organism in Eukaryota, Metazoa, Chordata, Actinopteri, Perciformes, Serranidae. Bases 1 to 2118 code for a protein of 705 amino acids.
AUGAUGCUGGCAGCUCUCCUCUUUCUGCUCUCCCCCACAGGUAACUGCACUUAUCGGGAUGUUUAUAAGAACUUGAACUUGAACAAACUGAACAUGAUUCAGCCUGGUAGACAUGGAGCACCCACAGUGGUGGAACUGGAUGUUAUACCCUAUGCCAUUCUCGACGUGAACGAGAAGGACCAGAAAUUUAUUUCCUGCCUUUGGAUUGAUAUUGUGUGGCAAGAUGAAUCCCUUUCUUGGGAUACUUCAAAGUCCUGUGGUAUUCAGGACAUUCUUCUUCCUACUAAAGAAGUGUGGACACCAGAUCUUACAAUUGAAGAGAUGACAGAGAAGGACAAGGCCCUGCCGAGUCCUUAUGUAUUUGUUGAAUCUAUCGGUGACGUCACAUUGAGGAUCACAAUGGUGGUGACCAGCACCUGCAGGAUGGAAGUUUACAAAUUUCCUUUCGAUUUUCAGAGUUGCAACUUGACUUUCAAAUCUGUCAUACACCCUGACACAUUUAUUGAACUUAAAGAGAUGGUUAACGCCAGUUGGACCAACGAUUGGGCUAAGAAGAUAAUGCAGACAGGGUCAGAGUGGCUGUUUGUCGACAUAAAAACCAACAAUAAAACUGUUGACAAUUUUGGCUUCAAACAAAGCAUGUUGGUUUACACUAUCACCAUGAAGAGGCGGUCUGUCCUCUAUGUCGCCAACUUCUUGCUGCCGGUCCUGUUCUUCUUCUGUCUGGACUUGGCCUCCUUCCUGAUCUCAGACAGCAGGGGAGAGAAGCUCAGCUUCAAGGUCACUGUGCUGCUCGCUGUAACUGUGAUGCAGCUUAUUCUCAAUGAGAUUCUGCCCUCCUCUUCAGACAGCGUUCCACUUGUUGCUGUCUACUGCAUUGGGAUGUUUGGUUUGAUGAUGAUUAGCCUCUUUGAGACUAUUUUGGUGAUGUAUCUGAUGGGGAAAGACAUCGAGGCAGAUGAAGACCAAAGACCAAAGAGUGAGGAUUGUGAAGAUAAACGGAGCAAAGUCAGCUGCUGCUGUAAAGAGCUGAAGAAAUGGACUCACUGUGCUCAUGUUUGUGAUGUGUCUGUUGACGAACCUCCAUCUGAACUGCUGUCAGCAACCAAAGAGGGUAACAGCAGAGAACUGACGGAGGAGUCUGUUGCCUUGGAGAAGCUCUCAGGUGAGAUGAAGGAGGUGAUUCAGCUCCUUAACAGCAGGGAGGAAGCAGGAAAGCUCGGCUACUGGACCAGAGUGGCUAAAACAAUCAACAAAGUUUUCUUCAUUUCCUAUUCACAGAUCACCAUGAAGAGGCGGUCUGUCCUCUAUGUCGCCAACUUCUUGCUGCCGGUCCUGUUCUUCUUCUGUCUGGACUUGGCCUCCUUCCUGAUCUCAGACAGCAGCGGCGAGAAGCUCAGCUUCAAGGUCACUGUGCUGCUCGCUAUAACUGUGAUGCAGCUUAUUCUCAAUGAGAUUCUGCCCUCCACUUCAGACAGCGUUCCACUUGUUGCUGUCUACUGCAUUGGGAUGUUUGGUUUGAUGAUGAUCAGCCUCUUUGAGACUAUUUUGGUGAUGUAUCUGAUGGGGAAAGACAACGAGGCAGAUGAAGACCAAAGACCAAAGAGUGAGGAUUGUGAAGAUAAACGGAGCAAAGUCAGCUGCUGCUGUAAAGGUGAGAUUAAACAUAAAUCCCAUUCAGAGCUGAAGAAAUUGACUCACUGUGCUCAUGUCUGUGAUGUGUCUGUUGACGAACCUCCAUCUGAACUGCUGUCAGCAACCAAAGAGGUUAGAAUUAGGCUGCAUUUUAAAGGUUCAGGCAGCAGCAGAGAACUGACGGAGGAGUCCGUUGCCUUGGAGAAGCUCUCAGAUGAGAUGAAGGAGGUGAUUCAGCUCCUUAACAGCAGGGAGGAAGCAGGAAAGCUCGGCUACUGGACCAGAGUGGCUAAAACAAUCAACAAAGUUUUCUUCAUUUCCUAUGUCACAUCUGGACUCCUCACCAUUCUCAUCCUCCUCACCCUCCUCAGCAGGAUUUCUUCAAUUGGCAUCACCCACACUCCCUUGGACUGGUUCACAUCCUACUUCUCCGGCCGCACUCAGUUCAUUCAACUCAAGUCGCUCAAAUCCAUCCCUUCCUAG